Molecule: messenger RNA, 3933 nt
Organism: Hylaeus volcanicus
Lineage: Eukaryota; Metazoa; Arthropoda; Insecta; Hymenoptera; Colletidae
Product: T-box transcription factor TBX6-like
Exons: 5
Coding region: 1395-2594 (399 amino acids)
Biological process (GO): regulation of transcription by RNA polymerase II; cell fate specification; heart development
Cellular component (GO): nucleus
Molecular function (GO): DNA-binding transcription factor activity, RNA polymerase II-specific; RNA polymerase II cis-regulatory region sequence-specific DNA binding
Source: RefSeq, a predicted model, not a curated record
CUGAGGAGCGGUUACGAUGACACGAUCGAGAGGGGCAUUACAAUGGCCGCCAUAAAGUAGUAGAAUACAGGUAGCCCGAGCUGUCAGGUAAAGCGCGCGCGCUUUUGUUGUGGGUAUCGCUUACAGUUAAUCCGCAAUCCGGAACCCACUACAAUGGUGCGAUGACCGGCGUCGUAGGCGGCGUGGGGACGCUUUCUACGUUUCGAAAAAGAAGAAGAGGAAGGCGAAGAAGCGACGACAGGGAGCGGUGGUUGUACGAGAAAAGGGAAUAUAAGGGAGCGAGAAAAGCGUAGAUUUGUAUCUACGCGGCGCUCCGUUCAAGCUCCAUUCCGCUCCGGUCCGUCGUUCCUCUUUGACCGCCGACGCGCCGCGUACGGUUUCUUGAUUUUAUCUUCUCGCCUCGUCUCGUCUCGACUCGAGAACAAACUAUUAACGGCCGUCUGCCCUGCCGGAUUCCGUAAUUUAUGGUGACGAUUCACCACUCUUGUACCUAACGCUACGCGCUUCGUUUCUUAAUGCGAUCGUGUGGCCGAGACAUGCGUCAAAUACGCCGACGAAUGAAUCCGAGCCGGCCGCGAUUAGCGUAGGAUCCCGUCACGCGAUUACGUCUUCGCGGCCAUACGUUCGACCAACGUUCUCAAAAGGGAGCCUUUAAUGUUAACACGUUUACUUGCCUGACUGAUGCUCUUGACAACUUGCUUUUUUUUUGUAUACUGGUUUAAUAGGGCCACAGGGAAAACCUUCAGGCUGAAAGAACGAUGACGAUCAAGGCUAAAUGGUGAUACGAACGCACCUCAUGAUACCUUAAUUUAUCUCAAUACUACGUACGUUUACCUGGAUGUAAGAAAUUCUUUCGGAGAAGGUAUACAUAUAACAACCAUCUCCCCGAAGAAAGCCUACAAAACUAUUCCAUUAUUGCAAAAAAAAAAAAAAAAAAAACUUAGACUUGCGCUCUCCAACUUCGUCAAUUUAAUCAUUUUUUAAUUACACCCCCUAUUUCCUAGCGACGCGUACUGCCCUCCAUUAAGAUCUGUUGCUUUUCUCAUCUUUGCCCCCCUUGAUCGCUAUCGUGCAUGUCCUGAGGUGCAUUUCGUGGCAACUCUCGUCGGUCACGUUGAAAUUGCAUCGACCAAUCGGGUGUACGGGGGCGCGGCGGUACCGCGAACGGGGAGAAAGCGGCAGCCAAUAGCGGAAGCGGAGCCCGAGUGCAGCGAUGGAUCGUUGCACCGACGACUGGUUCCGCAACUCCGUAAACGCAUCCUCAGUCGUCACCGGGCUGUAACGCGGAAGACAUCGGGCGUCGCGACGUUUUCUUCAAAUUUUUUCGCGCGUAAGUUCGAGCGCGAGUGAGAUCGCGCGGCGAAGUGACAAAAUCGAUAUCGACACGGUGAGAGAUGAAUUCGAUCAUGGCGUUGCCCAUGGAACUGCAGCUUCAAUUGCAGCAGCAGAUGCUCUUUCGUCAGCAGUUGAUCACUCUUCGCAGACACAGGCCAGAAGAUAUACCGAAUCCGAAUAGAUGGAGAAUACCCACCCUUGGCAGGGGACCUCCCCUACCUCCCGAGGUGAAGGUCGAGUUGCAGAAUCGGGAGCUCUGGCAGCAAUUUCACGCCGAAACGACGGAAAUGAUAAUCACAAAAUCGGGCCGACGAAUGUAUCCGUCGAUGCAGCUGACUAUUAGUGGACUAGAGCGUCGCGCUAGUUACUGCGUCCUCCUCGAAAUGGAACCUGCGUCCGAUCGUCGACACAAGUACGUCGGUGGCGGCGUCGAGGAUGGUCCUGGCCAUGCAAGAGGAUGGACUUCGCCUGGCCCAGCCGAGCCACAACCUAGAAUCGAUAGAAGAAUUUACUUGCAUCCCGACAGCCCUGCGUCUGGUUCGCACUGGAUGCAGCAUCCCAUCAACUUCAACAAGUUGAAGAUGACCAAUAACACUGCCGAUCCAAAAACUAACGUGGUUCUAUUGUCCAUGCACAAAUACAACCCACGAAUUUGGAUCAUUCGUUGCGACGAUGCGACCAGACUGAACGAUCUAUACUCUCAUCCAGCUUCGUCGUUCAGAUUCAACGAAACGGAGUUCAUUGCUGUGACUGCUUAUCAGAACAAGAAUAUCACAGAACUGAAGAUCAACAACAACCCCUUUGCGAAGGGGUUCAGAAAAACGGGCCAGAGUCGGUGCAAGAGGAAACUCCACCAAACGGAGGAGGAGAGUCACCUAGAGGACGAAGAGUCUGAGUCGAACAGAGCAUCGAAUCACCUGGACGUCGUCGCCCAGAGGCCGAGGACCGCGUCCAGCGAAACAGGAAGUCUCGACGACAGCGGUAUCAGUAGCUGCGGGGGUGUCAGUCCACCCUUGCCCUCCAUUCAUAGAAAUUCACCGUCGAACGAAGUCGAAACGCAACCACGAUUGCACAGGCCGUGGGUGGAUUCGUCGCCACAAUUUUCGUCUGCCGUAUCCUCGAGAUUAUCGCCUAAGUAUGACGAUCUUCCAAACCUUCCUGUGAAUCACUUCCGCCUGUGGCACCCCUCCCUCGCCAUGCAACCUGGUUUGUUCAGGUUACAGUACCAAACGUUGCCACAGUUCUCCAAGUAUUUUUAGUAGUGUCGUAAGUAUCACCUUCCUUCUCUGUCGUUACAGACAGAAUCGAAACGAUUUCUUGGCUUGUGCAUCUAUGAAAUUACAGACUUAGUAUGGUCUGACUGUUUAUAUAUAAACGGUUAUAGGAAUUUUAUAGCGUUUUGGACAUUGGAGGGUUAUUUUUAGGUACAGAGAAAAUUGCUAAGUGUACAAUGAUACGACCAACAGAUUCCUAGAAGAUGACCGAUGGAGGUAGAAACUUUCGUUUUUUCUUUCUAAAAUAUUCAACGAGUAAAGGGAUGACUUGUGCGAGGCUAUACUAAGUUUGUGAUUGAAUAGAAUAAUUGUAAGAUUAACCCUGUAAGUAGAAAUAGAAAAUCGUCCAUCGAAUGGCUCAAACCACGGACGACGAACCAAAGAUUUCCUGUACACGUAUAGGCGACCACGAAUGAUUCAUAUCUAUUUUCGUUGUGCUCUAGUUCUGUAAAAAUGUAAAAUUAGGUGGGUAUUCGCGGGAGAGAUUAGUGAUUUAUGCGUGUUAAAAAAAAUAUUAUCUAAGCAUAUGAAUGGUUGUAAUAGUGAGAAUCAGAUUCACGGUAACUGUUGUAGCGUGCCAAGGCUGUAAAGCGAAAUAAUUACAAAUUUUAUAUUCGUCAGAUAUCUCCGAGAAAUCUGUUUCUGAAAGAAUGCACUUCUGGCAGGUGUAUUUAUAACGUUUCAGAGAGCUUGUUGAAAAAACGCAGUGCCUUAUUCCAGAGUACUAGAUGGAAUAUUUUUAAACUUUUAUUUUUUUGUAUGCAAGAUGAGCGUGUCCUGUAUGUAUUCUACUAUCAACGAAAAUGACCAAAGAUGUUUCCAAUGACUUUUCUACUGUUUGGAAGGUUUCCUCGCUUCUGAUGUUCCAACAGAUAUAUUACGAUUUUACCUGAUUUUGUACAUUUACCGAAGAGAAUCAGUACACUCGGCUUAUUUUGAACAAUUAGCAAUAAAUAAGAGUGAACUACGACGUCUUGAAAAGUGCUGCGAACAAGUGCCUAAUAUUCGAGAUUUAUUCCACACGACUGUGUAAAUAAGUACAAUAAUAGUGCCUAUAUUACUAACGUAAUUAUUAUUGUUAUUAGCGAUCCGUGGUUCCUUGGCAUGGUCCAAACGGCGAAGAGCAUGCAGAAGAGUACAGUCUGCCAGUAUUAUACGCGCUGUAUUAUCUAUAUCGUAGUUAAACAUUGUGCAUUUGUGCAUACCGUGUAUAUGAUUGAGAAUUUAAAGAAAAUAUUUUUAUGUACACUACCGUUACUUAAGAUACAUAGUCUAAGGGAAUCGACGAUUUUUCUACUGUGCGUUAUCGUUGUAAUAAAUUACG